Molecule: messenger RNA, 705 nt
Organism: Trypanosoma rangeli
Lineage: Eukaryota; Euglenozoa; Kinetoplastea; Trypanosomatida; Trypanosomatidae
Product: putative protein phosphatase 2C
Exons: 1
Coding region: 1-705 (234 amino acids)
Source: RefSeq, a predicted model, not a curated record
AUGAAAUGUGACUCAUGGAAACCACCGAGCGAGCAGAAGAUUAUUGCAUUGCCAACGUGCUCUUCCUGGGAAAUGCUGCCAGGGGAUGUGUUGAUUCUUUGUAACCAUGCGGUGUUUGAGACACGUUGUCAGGAAGAAUCCUCAAUGGACGAGGUUGCCAAGGUUGUCGGAUGUGAACUUGAUCACGAGGCAGCUCCAGAAGAAGCCGCUGCCGCGUUGUGCAACUAUACCAUUCGGUUUGGUGCUAGACACUCACUGCAGGUGAUGAUUGCUGUUGCGACGGCAGCCAACUCCACCCAUGUACCGUGCGAGGUGCUGGAGCAGGAAUGGGUGGUUCCUGGACCCAUCUACGAAGAGCCGUGCCGUCGCUCACGGGAGUAUCGAGAAGCGUCGCUGGUUGACUAUGAGCGCUGUGGAGUGUCUUUGGCAAAACUCCUGGAAUUGCGCUGGCGUCAAGUGAGAAACCUACUUCCAUCCCGCCAUGCUAUCCCAUUGAUGGCGUACUAUGGAGAAGAGUGUUCCGUCCUCCAUGAAAUGAUGGACGAAGAGGCUCUGUUGUUCGCGCAUGAAUCUUUGCCCCCUGACGGUUGCAGUGAGGAGAUAUUGAUGAAGUAUGACAAGGCACAGAUGCGGAGAACGUUUGAGAGAAUAGCCAAGUCGCUUGUGGCUUCAAGUGCCCCAACAAUGGCGGAGAGUGCAGGUUGA